AUGGUCAAGAUCAACCAGACGGCUCGAAUCUCCCUUACUACGUGUCCCGACUCCAACGUCCGCACUGCGAGACACACUUCAAAAUUCGGCGAUGGACUAAGAGCCGAUAAAGCCUUUCAAUCAUUUCCCGAGCCGUAUCCUCAAAACGAAAAGGAUCUCAUCCCCAGACCUCUCGCACCUUUCCUGCGAUCCCGCGUCCUUCAAGAAGGAACCUUCGGUGUCUCCCAUACCCGUGUGCCUACAGAGUCCCGCCCGGGUCAUGUAGCUUUAAUCGCCGGGUUAUACGAAGAUGUUUCCGCCGUCGCCACCGGCUGGAAACUCAACCCCGUCAAUUUUGAUAGUGUCUUUAACCGAAGUCGUCAUACUUGGAGCUGGGGUAGCCCAGAUAUCUUGCCCAUGUUCGAACAAGGAGCUGUUCCCGGUCGGGUUGAUACAUAUAUGUACGAACCAGAAUUCGAAGAUUUUAGUCAGGACGCCCUUCGCCUUGACUACUGGGUGUUUGACCAUGUUAAGCACUUCUUUGCAGCGGCCGCAACAAACCAGACUCUAAAUAAAGCCCUUCGCCAGGAUAAGAUUAUAUUCUUCCUCCAUCUGCUUGGGCUUGAUACAACUGGGCAUUCCUAUCGACCGUACUCAAAGGAAUACUUAAAUAAUAUUAAAGUGGUGGACCAAGGGGUUAAGGAGAUAACAGAACUUAUCCAGAAGUUUUACGCAGAUGACAGAACAGCAUUUGUAUUUACCGCAGAUCAUGGCAUGAGUGACUGGGGCAGUCACGGUGAUGGUCAUCCAGAUAAUACCCGCACGCCUUUCAUUACGUGGGGUUCCGGUGUGGCCGCUCCUGAGGUGCAUCCUGGUGCUAUUGCCCCUGGACAUGAUAUGUAUUCAUCAGAUUGGGGGCUCGAUCACGUUCGUCGACACGAUAUCAACCAGGCGGACAUCGCCGCCUUAAUGUCCUACUUAAUCGGCGCCGAGUUCCCCGCUAAUUCGGUCGGAGAGCUUCCCCUAUCCUAUCUGGCUGCAGACAAUAGCGAGAAGGCUAAUGCAUCGCUUGUCAAUGCCAAAGGUAUUUUGGAGAUGUAUCGUGUCAAGGAAAGUAACAAGAAGACGAAUGAACUGCGAUUCAAGGCAUACCACGCGUUUGACGGAGAAGGUUCUUCUCCCGAAAACCGCACUGCUGCGAUUGCAAAUCUCAUUGCAAAUGGGCAGUAUGAAGAGGCUAUUGAGGAGUCAAAUACCCUCAUACAAGUAACGCUGCAAGGCCUGCGCUAUCUCCAAACUUAUGACUGGCUGUUUCUUCGCGCCCUUAUUACCAUGGGUUAUCUUGGCUGGAUGGCGUAUGCCAUAACCACAGUGGUAGACAUGUUUGUCGUCCACGAGGUAAUAGCAGCGCAAAGGACUCCUUUGGGGACCGCCACCUUUUUAGGAGUUCUGUUUGCUCUUUAUGCGUCGUUCAUUAUUUCCAAAUCACCCCUCACCUACUAUUUAUAUGCCUUCUUUCCUGUCGUAUUCUGGGAAGAAGUUUAUGCCCAUAGACAAAGUCUUUACCGUGGAAGAUUGAUAUUAUUUGGCCACAUCCAGUCCGCAGGAGGCGCGGCGAGCCUCUUUCUUCAUGCCGUUUUUUACAUUGCUGUCAUACAAUCUCUGGCUGUUGGAUAUAUCUAUCGAGAGGUACUGACCGGAUUAUUUGUCCUGGCAGCGGCUUGGCCUUUCAUGUAUGGCCUGUCCUUCAUACAAUACCAUGCAUUGCUCAGCAUGACAUGGGCGGCUUCAUGCCUGACAAUGAGCACAUUCACGUUGCUUCCAGCCAUGAAAGUUGAAAGCAUUGGUCUAGUCCUUGCUGGUGGCUUUGCCAUGUUUCUCGUUGGCUUUCUUUACCUGAUUCUCGAAGACAUCGGACUCGCCGAUUUUACGUGGGCUGUCAACUCAAAUCCUUCACUUAAAAAGACGAACAAGAAUAUUCAGCGAACAUUAACUGGCAUCCAGGUGGGACUUAUUCUCUUGUCCAUGCUUGUCACGCGGUCUAGCGCCUUAUCCCUUCAAGCUAAGCGAGGCCUCCCAGUCGGCAAUCAAGUUCUUGGAUGGGCUAUCCUCAGUACGUUAUUUGUGGAACGCAAUUGA
This is a messenger RNA of Metarhizium brunneum ARSEF 3297, 2118 nucleotides long. NCBI's taxonomy places the organism in Eukaryota, Fungi, Ascomycota, Sordariomycetes, Hypocreales, Clavicipitaceae. The record is from RefSeq and is a predicted model, not a curated record.